Phoenix dactylifera (date palm) is the source of this 1812-nucleotide messenger RNA. Its product is annotated as glutamate-1-semialdehyde 2,1-aminomutase, chloroplastic-like. Gene Ontology annotation, cellular component: chloroplast. Gene Ontology annotation, molecular function: pyridoxal phosphate binding; transaminase activity; glutamate-1-semialdehyde 2,1-aminomutase activity. Gene Ontology annotation, biological process: tetrapyrrole biosynthetic process. Lineage: Eukaryota; Viridiplantae; Streptophyta; Magnoliopsida; Arecales; Arecaceae. The record is from RefSeq and is a predicted model, not a curated record.
UCUCGGUUUUAACCAUAUCUCUUGUACAUCCCAGCAUCCAAUCGGCGUCUCUGAUCAAACGCCUAGUUUAUCCCAGACCUCUCACUCAUCUCCUCGCUGGCCGCCGCGAGCGAGCCAGAAAGAGAAAGCGCGAGAGAUGGCGGGCGUCGCAGGCGUUGGGUUCUCCUGUACUUGGAGCCGUUCUCUCGUCCCGCCUUCGAAGCCCUCGCGCUCGGCCUGCCGCGCCUCCUCCGUGGCCGUGAGGAAUGCCGUCUCCGUGGAGAGGAAGAGCUAUACGCUCCAGAAAUCCGAGGAGAUCUUCAACGCCGCCAAGGAAUUGAUGCCUGGAGGUGUAAAUUCACCUGUUCGUGCCUUCAAAUCAGUUGGUGGACAGCCCAUAGUUUUUGAUUCUGUUAAGGGUUCUCACAUGUGGGAUGUUGAUGGUAAUGAGUACAUCGAUUAUGUUGGUUCAUGGGGCCCUGCUAUAAUUGGUCAUGCAGAUGACAAGGUGAAUGCUGCACUUAUUGAAACGCUGAAGAAAGGCACAAGCUUUGGUGCUCCCUGUGUGUUAGAGAAUGAGCUGGCAAAGAUGGUGAUCUCAGCUGUGCCAAGCAUUGAGAUGGUCCGCUUUGUUAACUCUGGAACUGAAGCUUGCAUGGGUGCACUCCGCCUUGCCCGUGCAUUCACUAGCCGAGAAAAAAUCAUCAAAUUUGAAGGCUGCUACCAUGGCCAUGCUGACCCUUUCCUUGUAAAGGCAGGCAGUGGGGUUGCCACUCUUGGCCUUCCUGACUCCCCUGGCGUCCCGAAAGGUGCCACCUCGCACACUCUAACCUCCCCGUAUAACGACAUUGAUACCAUAAAGCACCUCUUCAGCACCCACAAAGGCGAGAUUGCUGCUGUCAUCCUUGAACCAGUUGUUGGAAAUGCUGGCUUCAUUGCACCAAAACCUGAAUUCCUGGAUGCCCUCCGUGAGAUUACAAAAGAAGAAGGUGUUCUUCUAAUCUUUGAUGAGGUGAUGACUGGGUUCCGUCUAGCCUUUGGUGGAGCUCAAGAGUAUUUUGGCAUUACUCCUGAUUUGACUACAUUGGGAAAAAUAAUUGGUGGUGGCCUUCCUGUUGGUGCUUAUGGUGGGAGGAGGGAUAUUAUGGAGAUGGUGGCUCCGGCAGGGCCAAUGUACCAGGCAGGGACCUUGAGUGGGAACCCUUUGGCUAUGACUGCUGGAAUUCACACUCUCAGGCAGUUAAUGGAGCCUGGAUGUUAUGACUACUUGGAUAAGAUAACCGGCGAGCUUGUUCGUGGGAUUCUGGAUGCUGGGAAGAGAGCCGGACAUGAGAUGUCGGGUGGAUAUAUCCGUGGAAUGUUUGGGUUCUUCUUCACAGAAGGACCAGUCCACAAUUUUGAGGAUGCAAAAAGGAGUGAUACUGCAAAAUUUGCAAGGUUUUACAAGGGGAUGUUGGAGGAAGGUGUAUAUUUUGCUCCCUCACAGUUUGAGGCAGGGUUUACAAGUUUAGCGCAUAGUUCUAAAGACAUUGAGCAAACAGUCGAGGCAGCUGAGAAGGUACUCCAACGGAUUUAAUAAUUGCAGCUGGCUGCCGACCUUUUAGGUUUGCUUUAUUCUAUUUCUUUGCUUUUCUUUUCAUCUUUUUACUUUUUGUUGCUGAUUUUUGUAUGUGUAAGGGUUCCCAUGUUCAAGGUUUUUCUUGGUUGGAAGGGGAACCACUGCUGUUAAAUUAUAGUCUUGAGGACUACUAUAUCGAUUGUGAAGUUCAUUUUAUCUUCUUGCAAUUUUAUGAUAUGAAAUAUAAAUUCCUAGCUUGAUUCACUUUUUUUUUU